Spirometra erinaceieuropaei is the source of this 528-nucleotide messenger RNA. The record is from the annotation of a GenBank genome assembly. Lineage: Eukaryota; Metazoa; Platyhelminthes; Cestoda; Diphyllobothriidea; Diphyllobothriidae.
AUGAGGAUUAGGACUAAACCUGCCCUCACUGCGACCGCACCUUCACCUCACGCAUCGGCCUGGUCGGUCACUGGCGAACCAGUGCCUGGAGCACCAACCUACACCCACCGCACUCGCCUUCACUGCCCACACUGCCCUCGCCCCUUCCGGCAUCGCAUGGGCCUAUUCGGCCACAUGCGCAUCGAAGAGAGCGGCAUUGACCGCACUCCUGACACACCCACCACAUCUGACGCAUCCACCUUGCAAAACCCCACACCCGCUCCACCCGUCCGCGCCACCACCAUCACCUCCUCUGUAGGUGACACUGACACCGCCGAUUUCUCAUGUCCACACUGUCCACGCACAUUCACCUCACGCAUCUGCCUGGUCGGUCACUCGCGAAUCCCUCGCACAGAGACUGAAGAACCAGUGCCUGGAGCACCAGGCUAUACUCACCAAGCUCGUCUCAACUGCCCGCACUACCCUCGCACCUUCAGGCAUCGCAUGGGCCUAUUCGGCCAUAUGCUCAUCCACGACGACCUGCGGUAG